CGUCAUUACCACAGUACAGUAAGUUGCAUACAGACCAGAAAGCCGCAGCAAGUGAAAAAAAAAUCUUGAAGAAUUGCUAUCAAAACAGCAGCAAUUUUCACUCGAACGCCUUAUGGUUGUGGUCGAAGGCAAAUAAAUCCUCAACAUUCUACUGACAAAGCUGAAUCAUACACGAAGAGGAGAUCGCGCGAGAGCGAGUGUGUAAAUGAGGUGGAAGAUAACAUAUGUGUAAGGUUCCAAAAUUCGCUGUGUUCGCUGCUUCCCGAUUUCAAAUAUCGAUUUUCGCACCGAUUCGGUUGGAAGAUGUAGCUGCAUGAAAUAAUCAGCGUACAAAGAGAAAUUAUUUUGCGUUCCAGAAAGCAACGGGAUUGUGUUUUUUUGCCUGGAAGGUGAACAGUGCUAAAUGGAAAGAAAUUCUGCGCUGUAAGAUAUUUGUUGUUUUCUGGUGGAACACAAAAACGUAAUCAGCCCCAGUAGCAGCAGGAAGAAGAAGAUGUUUACUCGACUGCGAAAUCGUGUGCUGACUGUGGUCGGACCGGACAUUCCAGCACUUCCGUCGAGUGGAAGCGAUGGCGGAGGAGGAAGCAGCGGGGGAUCUCACCAUGGCAGCCGAGACGGAAGCGAUCACGGAGGAAAAGGUAACCUACCGGAAAAGUUUCGCUAUGCGCGCCCACAGUUUCUGCAGCUGUUGACGUACGACGAACUGAAGGCCAGUGCUGACCACAACGUUCGACCGAUUAUCGUACCGCGGGACCUAUCGCUGCUUCCAUGGAAUACGGGUUAUGCCGAGUGUGUCAAUUCGGGCAAGUCGGAAUGGAACGAAGACCAGGCGGCUUUCCACCGGCAGGUACUUUCGCACCCAUCCAAACAGUAUCAUGAUUUGCCGUACACGUACUUCGGUAUCUACGAUGGACACGCGGGCUUUGGUGCCGCAUUAGCCGCCUCCAAUCAGUUUCAUUACAUUCUGCACGAAAAAUUGGUAGACAUUAUCGAUCUGCUAAUGCCUCGGGUUGAAGGAAGUGAUUCGAAUACCGGACCCGGAGCGGGAGUUGGACUGAAUGCAAUUCUACCGCAUCCGAUACUGUUCCACAAGCAGGUCUCGAAAGAUGAACUGAUUGUGGGUGCCCUGGAAGCAGCAUUCGCUGAUAUGGAUGCUGUUCUGGCAGAAGACCGGGACAAAUAUCGGAACGCGGGAGGUUGCACGGCGUUGGUGGCGUUGUUUAUCCUCGGAAAACUGUUCGUGGCGAAUGCCGGUGACUCUCGGGGUAUCCUCUGUAAACGGGUGAGCCAAAAGAAGCUACCCAAUGUUCGACCUCCGAGCAUUCACGAGGAAAGUGUCAAUGGCGAUGCCAACCCGGAAGAAGAAGACGACGGUUACGUUGUUUAUGUAGAGCCCUGUUCGUUCGAUCAUACGCCGGAAACGGAACGUCCCAGACUACUCACGGUCGGAAAGCUCAACCCGAACUUAAUGGGAGGCGAAUACGUGGCAAUGGAGUACGCAAAAAAGCCCAUGACUAAAGAUUUGGGAACUCGAAUUCUAUACCGGCAGGGAACCAUGAAAGGCUGGACCUACAAAACGUUGGCACGGAGUGACCUGAAGAUGCCGAUUGUCACCGGUGAGGGUAAACGUAGUCGUCUGCUGGGAACCAUCGGGGUCACUCGUGGUUUCGGAGAUCACGAUUUGAAAGCACUCGGAAGUGGUCUGCCUAUCAAACCAUUCCUCAGCUGUCAUCCGGACGUUACCUGCAUCGAUCUUAGCUCGAUAGAAACGGACCCGGACGGCGACAACAGCGAUGGAGACUACGGGGUUCUGGUGAUGGCAACCGACGGUCUUUGGGACGUCACUUACUCCCAGAAGGUUGCGAACACCGUCUUUAACACACUGAAGAAAUUUCCGACGGAACGACACCGAUAUACGAUGGCCGCACAGGAGCUUGUGGCCAAAUCUCGGGGUCGUGCAAACAUUAACGGACACUGGCGGCUAUCGGAUUCCCGAGCAGCGGCUACCGUCGACGACAUAUCGGUCAUUGUGAUCCCAGUUUACCAGUACUAUCUCGAGUAUCUCGAAUGGAAACGUUCGCUACAGCGACCAAAGCCACCGGCGGGGAUCGUCACGGCUGCCGAGAUCCGGUCGGCUGUUCCGGCAGAACCUACGACAUCCGAAGCGGACACACUGGAUGUGAACGGUGGUUUGUUCCAACAGCCGGAAGGUGUUGAUAUUCCUCCAUUUUCCACCUCAACCGAACUGUCCCCGUCCGAUGUGACGGAGAUCACCCCAAGUGUUGAAAGCCCGACAGUUGCUAAUACCAAUUGAAACUGAUUAGUAAUUUAUUUUGACUUAAUUACGUUUCCAGAAUGUAUGCUUUCUUCGAUUUCCCGACGUGAUUUUAAUUUUAUUUCACAAUAGAAACAAUAAUAUAAUAUAAUAUAAUUAAUAGUACAUUGUAGAGCCAGCAACAAAACUGAGAUAAACUAUGAUAAUAUCAAGAAAUAGCACUAUUCUAGUUAACCCAAUCUAUGAUCACUAGAAAAAAUACAGCAACAACCAGUAAGCUACUGUUCGCUCAUGAAAUCAAUAGAAUUAGCAAAAUAAACCGUUAUUUAAAUUCCUUA
This is a messenger RNA of Malaya genurostris, 2613 nucleotides long. RefSeq names its product protein phosphatase 1H. The transcript is spliced from 3 exons. Bases 494 to 2314 code for a protein of 606 amino acids. Gene Ontology annotation, biological process: protein dephosphorylation. NCBI's taxonomy places the organism in Eukaryota, Metazoa, Arthropoda, Insecta, Diptera, Culicidae. Gene Ontology annotation, molecular function: protein serine/threonine phosphatase activity; cation binding. The record is from RefSeq and is a predicted model, not a curated record.